AUGCGAAUAGAGUUUGACGCAUCAGCUCAAGCAAGUCAGACAAGUCCCUCAUUGAAUGAUUGUCUAGAGACUGGGCCUCCACUCCAAAACUUACUGUGGAGUGUGCUAGUGCGAAACCGUUUCAAACCAGUAGCGCUUUGUGGCGAUCUCAAGCAGGCGUUCCUACAAGUACGCAUUCGAAUGGAAGACCGAGACGCCUUGAGAUUUCACUGGAUCAAGAACAGAGAUGUGUCAAAUGUGGAAUCACCGUUCUUGUUAGGAGGGACACUGCAACAACACCUGGAAAGCCUAAAAGAAAGGUACCCAAAAGAAGUGGAGGAAAUCAAAAGGAGCAUGUACGUAGAUGAUUUGAUUACCGGUGGGCAUUCAAACGAGCCCGAGUUGGAAACGAGUGUGGAACUGAACACAGAAGGUGAGAAACAAAGCUAUGCCAAAGAGCAACUGGGAGUUAAAUCCGGCAAGUCCAGGAUGUUGGGACUGCCUUGGAACAAACCAGAAGACACCAUCGCAGUAAUGUUUCCACAAGCACCCCCAGAAGUGACCAAGAGGGAGAUGCUGCGGUCUCUCGCUUCGGUGUACGACCCUCUUGGUCUAGCAUCACCUAUAUCCCUCGUGGGGAAGUUCUUAUAUCAAGAAGUUUGUGACCAACACCUCCCAUGGGAUGAAAGUGUACCCGAAAGUAUUAGAAGACAGUGGGACAAAUUCCAGAAAAACCUUCCAGACCACCUUCAAUUCCCGUGCAGUUUGGCAGGCCAUCAAGAAACUAUUGAAGGAAUCGCCCUGCACACAUUUGGAGACACAGGUGGGAAAGGAUCAGCUGCUGCUGUGUAUGGGGUGGUUAACCGAGCUUCAGGCGACAACAGAGGAUUACUGGCAGCAAAAUUGCAUCUGGCAAAAAAGGGGCUCACUAUUCCUCGGCUGGAACUAGUGUUAGCACACAUGGCAGCAAACCUCGCGAAAAACAUUAAGAACACUCUGGAAGGACAACCAGUUUGA
Molecule: messenger RNA, 996 nt
Organism: Orbicella faveolata
Lineage: Eukaryota; Metazoa; Cnidaria; Anthozoa; Scleractinia; Merulinidae
Source: RefSeq, a predicted model, not a curated record